Nymphaea colorata (pocket water lily) is the source of this 303-nucleotide messenger RNA. RefSeq names its product dolichyl-diphosphooligosaccharide--protein glycosyltransferase subunit 4C-like. Lineage: Eukaryota; Viridiplantae; Streptophyta; Magnoliopsida; Nymphaeales; Nymphaeaceae. The record is from RefSeq and is a predicted model, not a curated record. Bases 1 to 114 code for a protein of 37 amino acids. The transcript has a single exon.
AUGAUGGAUGAUAAUGACUUGGGCUUCUUUGCCAAUUUCCUUGGCAUCAUGAUAGUUGUCCUGGUAAUUGCUUACCACUAUGUAAUGGCGGAUCCCAAGUACGACACAAGCUGAUGCCCGAUCGCAUUUCAAGAUUUUGCCUAUGGAAGGAUCAAUAUGGUUGUUUAGAACUGAGAUUCUUACUCAAUCACUGUAGGGUUCACUGGCUUCAAGACAAUGAUUCAUUCUGAUAUACCUUAUCAUGUAGUGCUUUUGGUUCCAACUGUUUGACGGUAGAUUGUAAAGCAGUUAUUUUUACUUGCA